AUGCUUCUCUUCCAAAUCGGACAAAUACCAUUUUUAACAAACCAACCCUUAAAAAAUCCAGGGCUUUCCAGCUCUUUAUCGCCAGUUGACGUCUUUACUCGAAAUCGCAUGCUUGCCCGAGCUGAUCCAGAGAAUCUCGGCGACAAGGAAUUAAUUUGCAACGAUCGCGUUCUCGUUGUGACGGUCGCCAACAUGCUUGCUGGAUCAGACACCACGACCAUUAUUCUACGAGAAAUUUUCGAUUAUCUUGUGAAGAAUCCAGCGAUAUGA
This is a messenger RNA of Clonostachys rhizophaga, 270 nucleotides long. The record is from the annotation of a GenBank genome assembly. Lineage: Eukaryota; Fungi; Ascomycota; Sordariomycetes; Hypocreales; Bionectriaceae.